AUGCAGCGCCCCAAACCCUUCUACCCUCCUGCUGCUCCUCAGGAGGGCUUCAGCUCCCGGGGCCUGAGCAGCACGGAGGCGCUGGGGGCCCAGCCUGAGCCUCUGCCUGCUGUGGCUUCUUCCAACCUGCCGUGUCAGCCCCCGAAUCCAGAGAAGGACGUGUUUCCAGGGCCCCCCGCAGGCUUCCAGAUGGCGCCCUGCGGCUGUUUCUUCGACCCCCGCAUCUACCGGAUCGAGUGGGCCACCCCCGAUUUUGGCCAAGCCCCCCUGUACCGGUUGGCAGUGGCUGGGGGUCCCGCCGUGCCUAACGGCUACCUACUGGAGCCCCAAUCUUACCUCAAGACUCCAGGCCCACCCCCGCCGGACCCCCACUACCAGCCGGGGCCCGGGGGGCUGCAGUACGUCCUGCCCUACUUCCCCCCGGAGGGGCCGGGGGCCCUGGGCUUUGUGGGCGACGGGGGGACCCCUGGCUUUGUGGAGCUCCUCAAGGAGGGCCUGGCACCGCUGCCACCCCCGAAGGAGGGGAAGCCGGGCCCAGAGUUCAAGACCCACAAAAGAGAGAAAAUGGGAGAUUGCUGA
Molecule: messenger RNA, 579 nt
Organism: Dipodomys ordii (Ord's kangaroo rat)
Lineage: Eukaryota; Metazoa; Chordata; Mammalia; Rodentia; Heteromyidae
Gene: Prr22
Product: proline rich 22
Exons: 4
Coding region: 1-579 (192 amino acids)
Source: RefSeq, a predicted model, not a curated record